This is a messenger RNA of Hipposideros armiger (great roundleaf bat), 1435 nucleotides long. It is a transcript of the gene CENPBD1, whose product is annotated as Putative CENPB DNA-binding domain-containing protein 1. The transcript has 2 exons. Bases 816 to 1379 code for a protein of 187 amino acids. Lineage: Eukaryota; Metazoa; Chordata; Mammalia; Chiroptera; Hipposideridae. Gene Ontology annotation, cellular component: nucleus. Gene Ontology annotation, molecular function: DNA binding. The record is from RefSeq and is a predicted model, not a curated record.
CUGGCCCGACCUGGCCGCCGGGCGCGCACGCGCAGUGCAGCGCCGCAGCGCCACAGCCCCCAGCCGUCCCCGCGGGCUCCGGCCCCGCACGGGCGUGUCCGCGCCGCGGUGCCGGCGAGGGGACUUCUCUUUAGGUGUCUACUCUGCUGCCUGAUUCUUUAAGGAUUUGAACAAGGGCUGACUUGCCCGACCAGGACAGCUGAGGACAGAAACCGCAGCCAACGACUCGAGCUAGGUGCUGAAAGCAUGCCCAGCUCCUCUAGGCUUGUUUUAAUCGGGCAUCUACAAGGACACGUGUUUCCAGGGUCUUCUAUCGACAACGGCUCACAAAAGCAAACGCAGGCCUAUGCUCUGUGCCUGCUGCGCCCCUUCUCUCGCCCGGUCGGCCGCUGCUGCGUCCCUGUAGUUGUUCAGCGCACCGGCUGCACUGCUGUUCCCAUAUCCGUCCUGAGCAAAGGGACUGACUCGGUGUACGCUAUACAGCAUUAUUCCCCUUCACGAUAUUUUGUUCUCUGGAUCACAAAAACCCGCGCCAGUUUGGAUGUGCCUGCAGCUGUGCUGUCCAGGAAACCGGACACUCUGUUGGACACCAGAGGCCUAUGCUGUUCGCCUGAGGGUGGAGAAUGAACCAGCCUGUUUCUGGGCAGUGGGGCUGGGCAAGUCUAUGGUGACCCUUCCACUUCUUUAGGGACGUCAGCUGGCACCUCCUCCCUGCCCCAAUUUCUCUUUCCCAGGUUCUGCAAGGGAGCAUAGAGGGACCACAUGCCUUCUUGCGCCAGAAACUGCUGUGACUUGAUUACAUUGUGGAGACAAAGAUGCCUGGGAAAAGCCGCCUAAAUGCAACGGUUACCCUGAGGGCCAAAAGGGAACGGAAAGCAAUUACCCUCGACAUAAAAUUAGAAGUGUUAAGAAGAUUUGAAGAGGGUGAAAAACUCAGCCAAAUCGCAAAGGCCUUAGGCCUUGCUGUCUCCACAGUGGCGACGAUCCGAGAUAAUAAAGAAAAAAUCAAAGCGAGUUCACAAAUAGCUACUCCCUUGAGAGCCUCUCAGUUGACUCGCCAUCGAAGUGCAGUCAUGGAGACCAUGGAGCGGUUGUUGCAUGUGUGGCUUGAAGACCAGAGCCAGCGAAACAUGCCCCUGAGUGUCACCAUUAUUCAGGAGAAGGCUAAGAGUUUGUUUGAUGACUUACAGCGUGAACAAGAUGGAAGCUCCCAAAAGGAAAAGUUUAGUGCAAGUAAAGGGUGGUUUGUGAGAUUCAAGGAGCGCCAUAGUCUGCCCCACUUCAAGAUGAACAGCACAGCUCCUGGCAACAAGGACGCUUAUCCAGAAGUGCUGAAAAGCAUCAUUGAAGAAGGAAUGUGGCUUUUGAAGAGAUUGUAGAAGCUGACGUGGACCAGUUGCUACGGUCCCAUGAGGAAGCGCUCUCGAAUGAGGAG